Exophiala xenobiotica is the source of this 963-nucleotide messenger RNA. RefSeq lists its product as uncharacterized. The transcript is spliced from 3 exons. The record is from RefSeq and is a predicted model, not a curated record. The coding region runs from base 54 to 809 and encodes 251 amino acids. NCBI's taxonomy places the organism in Eukaryota, Fungi, Ascomycota, Eurotiomycetes, Chaetothyriales, Herpotrichiellaceae.
CUUGCCAGCAUUCGAGGCCUGAGAGCAGAUAAUUUCCACAGAGUCAAAGCAUCAUGGUACAAGGCCGGCUUGAAGGCAAAGUUGCAAUAGUGACGGGCGGUGCCAGUGGGUUUGGCAAGGGUAUAGCGGCCAAGUUUGCUGCCGAAGGAGCCAAAGUCAUCAUUGCGGAUCUCUCUCAGGAACCUGCUGAGGCGGCAGCAAAGGAGCUGGGAUGCCAUUUUUCAGUAGCAGAUGUCACAAAGAGGGAACACUGGCAAGCCCUGUUGAAACUUGCUCUUGAACAAUUUGGUGGUCUCGACAUCAUCAUCAACAAUGCCGGGACAACCUAUAAGAACAAGCCGACUGUUGAAGUCACUGACCAGGACUUUGACCUGGUAAUGGAGGUCAACGUGAAGUCCAUAUAUCUAUCGACAAGCGUCCUGGUCCCUUACUUUUUGGAAAAUAAGAGACCGGGUGUGUUUAUUCAGAUAGCCUCGACAGCCGGUAUUCGUCCUCGUCCCGGCCUGACCUGGUACAAUGCUUCGAAAGCAGCAGUGAGUAAUGCCACCAAGACGAUGGCGGUUGAGUAUGGCCCGCAAAAGAUUCGGUUCAAUGCUGUUUGCCCCGUGGUUGGGAGUACUGGCCUGACUCACCUCUUUAUCGGCAAGCCAGAUACCGAGGAAAAUCGAGCUUCAUUCGUCUCCACAAUACCUCUGGGCCGUGGAAGUACUCCCGCAGACAUCGCCAAUGCUUGUUGCUAUUUGGCGAGUGAUGAGGCUGAAUUCAUUACUGGCGUGAACUUGGAGGUCGAUGGAGGUCGCUGCGUAUAGUUGGCAUACUCGGGUAGGGGAGGAUUUCUUGCAGUGACCAGCAACAGCGGGAAGAAGCUGUGUCGAUUGGGCUGCAUGACACUGGCAUUAGUUGGACAGAUCUUCGGAGGUCGUAGAGUGUAAGCUGGUGUAAAAUGACAAAGUUCCUCUUGCC